Molecule: messenger RNA, 2807 nt
Organism: Phyllostomus hastatus (greater spear-nosed bat)
Lineage: Eukaryota; Metazoa; Chordata; Mammalia; Chiroptera; Phyllostomidae
Gene: S1PR1
Product: sphingosine-1-phosphate receptor 1
Exons: 2
Coding region: 313-1458 (381 amino acids)
Biological process (GO): sphingosine-1-phosphate receptor signaling pathway; angiogenesis
Cellular component (GO): membrane
Molecular function (GO): sphingosine-1-phosphate receptor activity
Source: RefSeq, a predicted model, not a curated record
GCGGGCCAAUGGGGAGGGCGGUUGGGGAGGAGGGGACCCCGACUCCACAAGUGCCGAGCGCCGCUGUCAGGCGCGGGCAGCAGCAAGAUGACGGGCGAGCAGCGCGGACCCACAGCUCUCCGAGUGCCACUCCAUCCCGCCUGAGCGAGGCUGCGGUUCCCGAGACCUCUGCAGCCCAGAUCCUCGGGAAGCCUGGAUCUCCCCCGCUGAAGCACCGACGGCCAGCAGCAGGCUCUCUCUCCGCCUCGCCCUGCCCUCUAGCGUUCUCGGUGGAGCACUGCCACCCGGGCGCCUGGGGACGCGGAGCGCAGCAUGGGGCCCACCGGCUCGCCGCUGGUCAAGGCCCUCCGCCGCUCGGUCUCCGACUACGUCAACUAUGACGUCAUCGUCCGGCAUUACAACUACACGGGAAAGCUGAAACUUGGAGCAGAGGAGAGCGGCCUCAAGGUGACCUCGGUGGUGUUCAUUCUCAUCUGCAGCUUCAUCAUCGUGGAGAACAUCUUCGUCCUGCUGACCAUCUGGAAAACCAAGAAGUUCCACCGGCCCAUGUACUAUUUCAUCGGCAACCUGGCCCUCUCAGACCUGCUGGCCGGGGUGGCCUACGUCAUCAACCUGCUCUUCUCCGGGGCCAACACCUACAAGCUGACGCCCGUUCAGUGGUUCCUGCGGGAGGGGAGCAUGUUCGUGGCCCUGUCCGCGUCCGUGUUCAGCCUGCUGGCCAUCGCCAUCGAGCGCUACAUCACCAUGCUGAAGAUGAAGCUGCACAACGACAGCAACAGCUGCCGCUCCUUCCUGCUCAUCAGCGCCUGCUGGGUCAUCUCGCUGGUGCUGGGCGGCCUGCCGCUCAUGGGCUGGAACUGCGUGGGCGCGCUGCCCGGCUGCUCCACCGUGCUGCCGCUCUACCACAAGCACUAUAUCCUCUUCUGCACCACGGUCUUCACCGUGCUGCUGCUCUCCAUCGUCAUCCUCUACUGCAGGAUCUACUCGCUGGUCCGGACUCGCAGCCGCCGCCUCACCUUCCGCAAGAACGCGUCCAAGACCAGCCGCAGCUCGGAGAAGUCGCUGGCGCUGCUCAAGACGGUGAUCAUCGUGCUGAGCGUCUUCAUCGCCUGCUGGGCGCCGCUGUUCAUCCUGCUUCUGCUGGAUGUGGGCUGCAAGGUGAACACCUGCGACAUCCUCUUCAAGGCGGAGUACUUCCUCGUGCUGGCGGUGCUCAACUCGGGCACCAACCCCAUCAUCUACACCUUGACCAACAAGGAGAUGCGCCGCGCCUUCAUCCGGAUCCUGUCCUGCUGCAAGUGGCCCCGUGGGGAGGCGGCGGGCAAGUUCAAGCGCCCCAUCGUCGCCGGCGUGGAAUUCAGCCGCAGCAAGUCGGACAACUCGUCCCACCCCCAGAAGGACGAUGGGGACAACCCGGAGACCAUCAUGUCCUCUGGGAACGUCAACUCUUCUUCCUAACGCCGGAAGCUGCUGACCCGUGGGGAGUGUUCUUUCUUGCAUGGUCGCCCACCACCCAGGGUUUGGGAAACGUCUCUGUGCCUCAGUGCUGCGGGGGAGGAGCUGCGGAGCCAGGGAGGGUGGGAGAGGAAGACGCGCCUGCCCACCUGCCUGCCUGCCUGCCUGCCUGCCGGGUGGGGUCCUGGGUACAGUCAGUCCUGUGAACAAUGCACUGGGGAAGGGUGGAGAGCAGGUCCGAGCCCAGGAGUCUGUUUCCUCCCCGCACCGGAGCCUUGAUUUUGCACUGAGCCAAAGGUCUAGCCUUGUCACAUGCCCCAAGGGGCUCCCUUGGCCCUCCUCAAAGACCAAGGGCCCCUUGUGGGAGUGGCCGUCUGGAGCUUUGAAGAGGAGAUGUCACCUUUCACUUCAGUUUCCAGCCACGUGAGUGUGCGCCCUUCUGCUUCUCUGGCAAUGCUCCAGAGCCCACCCUCCCUUCCCCUUCCCCUUCCCCUACCUGGCGGCCGGUGGGGCCCCGGGGGUGUGGCACGGCCCGUUUCUCCAGCGUCCACAGCUGAUGGGCGGAGUCCAGGAGGCAGACUCAGAGGGGACAGUUUGCCGUGUCUGGCAGUUUCAUUUGCUGAGGCCAAAGUUUCCACGAAACCUGGAUCUGUUUUUUUGGAAUUUGGUUGUAGUCACUUUGAUGUUUUUGUGGACAUCUGUACAAUGGAAUGUGUCACAGUACCCUGCCCUUGUGGCUGGAAUCUGCCCAGGGAAGCCCAGCUCAUCGAAACGGUAUCAGCCAGGGUCCCGGGCGUCCUGGGAGAAACAAAGGCACAAAACAUGGUGAAAAGGGACCGAGGGGCGGACUUGGUGAACUGAGAGGGAUUCGCUGAUGAGUUCGCCUCAUGCCUGCCACAUCCGUCUUUGGCACUUUCGUUGAUGUUGUCAUUUCAGAGUGUGGUGUGGGUCACUGCAAUGGGACGGUUGGAUUUGGCUGUGUUCCAAGCGUUUUUCAUGAUCUUUGAAUGUAUUUGUUUCAGCAUUUCAUUGGGUUUUUCUAACCUGUGUUAACACCAGUGAAUGUGUACUUCUAAAGAAAGGAUCAUCACCCUUUUUGUGCCCUUUAAAGCAUUACUUUAACUGACGGGGACACGAGGAAUUUUCCAACUCAUUCCAUAGUUCAUGGAACAGGAGUGUAAAUGUUACAAAGAAUAAAAAUACAUUGCUGUUUGUUUAGAAUGGUUUUCAGUGCAAUUAAACCAAGAAAUGUCUUUUUUAAAAAAAAGUAUUUAAUAGGUUUCUGACUUUUGUGGAUCAUUUUGCACAUAGCUUUAUCAACUUUUAAACAUUAAUAAACUGAUUUUUUAAAA